Molecule: messenger RNA, 417 nt
Organism: Lactuca saligna
Lineage: Eukaryota; Viridiplantae; Streptophyta; Magnoliopsida; Asterales; Asteraceae
Source: the annotation of a GenBank genome assembly
AUGCAUGCAGUGAUUUCAUCGGAUUUAAAGCAACAAAAAGAUUUAAACUACACACUAAUUGGAGAUAUAGAGGCUAAUAAUCUGCUUCAGCUAGCAUAUUUUGAUGAACCCCUCCCUUAUUGUGGCUGUGGAAUAGGAUGGUUUUGUCUAUUGGUUGGAUUUGUGUUCCCUUUGCUGUGGUAUUAUGCAACAAUCUUGUACUUGAGAAAUUACUAUCAAAAGGAUCCAAGGGAGAGAACAGGACUUGCUGCUAGUGCAAUAGUGGCUUUGAUAUUUACAAUAGCAGUGCUUAUUGCAGUAGUGGUUAUUGUCCUUUGAAUCUUUUUGAUGUUUUCCAUAUUAACUCAAUGUAGAAACUAGAAAGAGCACUAACCAAAGAUCAACCGUGUAAAUUGAUACAUGCACAAAUCUUCUAGC